Camellia sinensis is the source of this 570-nucleotide messenger RNA. Lineage: Eukaryota; Viridiplantae; Streptophyta; Magnoliopsida; Ericales; Theaceae. The record is from RefSeq and is a predicted model, not a curated record.
AUGGCACGUUUUGAAGCUCUUUAUGGAUGUCCCUGUAGAUCACCGGUGUGUUGGAUAGAAGUUGGAGACUUGCCUAUGCUUGGGCUCGAGUUAGUUCAUGUGACAACUGAAAAUGUAGCCCUUAUUCGACGAAGAUUAGUCACGGCUCAAAGCCGACAAAAAAGCUAUGCGAUUGUCGUCGAAGGCCUUUGUCUUUCCAAGUUGGACAUCAUUGUUCUUGAAGAUCUUUCCGAAGAAGGGAUAAUGAGAUUUGGCAAGAGUGAAAAAUUAUCUCCUCGAUUUAUUAGCCCCUUUGACAUUAUUGAGCGAAUUGGAGAAGUUGCAUAUCGUCUUGCCUUACCGCCACAACUCUCUAGAGUCUAUAAUGUGUUUCAUGUGUCUAUGCUUUGCAAGUAUGAACCAGAUCCCUCUCACGUGUUAGAUUGGAUGGAGAUUAAAGUGGAUGAAGAUGUGUCUUAUGAAGAAAGACCAAUCCAAAUUUUAGAUACACGGGAGCAAGUGUUAAGGGGUAAGAUAAUUCCGUUAGUUAAAGUAUUGUGCCUCCAUCACGGUGUUGAAAAAGCAACAUAG